GCUAAGUCGGGAUUUCUCAUUAUAAAAAUCUCCAUUUGCGUUUAUAAUAAGGAUUUAUAUAUGGCCUUGUCUGUAUGCAAGCUCUUGGUACGGGGAAUCUCUCAGUCGAAUUCUGCAGAAACAGAUUUUUGCCUGUUGUCCUUCAAUGUUCUUUCUUCCUUGGUUCUCCCAUCAGCCCAUUUGAGGUUAGGCUGGAAAACAGAAAAGGAAACUUGGGAAGAAAUAUUGCACAACAUAUGGUUUCACCUACAGGAUCUAAGGAUAUGACAGAAGGUGAUCUCAAAGAACCCCUUUUUGCUUCUGUACCAAAAUCUCCUGUUCAGAAUGGGAGGCCAAGUAGCAUGGUUGUCAAGAAAGCAAAUACCGUGAUUCCUGCACAUAUUGUAGCUGAAGCCAUCUCAACACUCCAUGGUCUAGACCUGAGAUGGUCAGGUCCAAUCACCCCUACAGAAAUGCAGUAUGUUGAACAGUAUGUCCUGGCUAAGUAUCCGCAGUAUGCUGGGCUUGUUGAAGGAGAAAAGAUUGAUCUGUCUAGUCUUUGUAUCAAUGAUGAAGAAUGUCCGGCAGAGCCUCCGCCUGACGACAAGCGAAAGUCACCAAGAGGAGGUUUUCGAGAGCCCUCUACACCGAUACCAUCACCAUCCUUGGGCAGCAAUCUCCCUGACUUGGAUAGAAUCCAGUUAGAGCCAUCAAGACUACUUGAUAUUCUCACCAAGAAGUCCUCUUUUCCUGGAAGCUUCAUUUCAAUCCCGGAAAUUCAAGCUCGAAACAAAGUUCUGAAGCAUUGCGGAUUGCCUGACAAUGAGUAUCUUGUUCUGUUUACUCCAAACUAUAGAGAUGCAAUGAUGUUAGUAGGGGAGAGCUAUCCUUUCUUCAGGGGCAACUUCUACAUGACAAUCAUUGGGGAAGAAAUGGAUUACGUAAGGGAAUUUGCCACUUACAAGGAAUCAAAAGUGAUUUUGGCACCAGAGACCUGGUUGGAUCUGAGGAUCAAGGGAUCACAGCUUAGCCAGUAUUUUAGAAGAAAGUGUAAACAUACCCCAAAAGGCCUUUUCUCUUACCCAGCUGAUAUCAAUGGGAGGCGGUACUCCAUGCAUUGGGUUUCUGAAGCUCACCGGAAUUCAUGGCACGUUCUGCUUGAUGCCACUGCAUUUGUUGGGGGAGAUGACUGUCUGAAUCUUGCACUUCAUCGACCUGAUUUUGUGCUCUGCAGUCUUGGGAAUACGCAUGCUCAUCCUUCAAAGAUCACAUGUCUUCUUGUUAGGAAGAAAUCCUUCGAUCCCACAACAGCUUAAUCACAUGCCAGCAGGUGAAGAAAACAGCAUGUGCUUUUCUGCAUAUAUUGUUUUUUAGAACACAUGACCAACGAACUCUGGAUUCUCAAGAGCAAAGAUUUGCACUGUUAGGUGUAAUCCAUCAAAAAAUAAUGUUCCUAUAAAGAUAUAUUCAAGAUUGAAAUGUCAUAAUACAUUUUCUGAAGUAGUUUGGUAGGAUUUCAUGUUGGCAGGAGAGGCUUGUUCAGCCAACACAGUAAGUGUAACGCAGACUUGUGCAGUUCAGGAAAAUAAUGCCCAAGGUUCCUUUCUCUCAAUCCAAGAAGAAAGCAUUUUAAGCCAAA
Molecule: messenger RNA, 1618 nt
Organism: Carica papaya (papaya)
Lineage: Eukaryota; Viridiplantae; Streptophyta; Magnoliopsida; Brassicales; Caricaceae
Source: RefSeq, a predicted model, not a curated record